Messenger RNA from Morus notabilis, 291 nucleotides. RefSeq lists its product as uncharacterized. Lineage: Eukaryota; Viridiplantae; Streptophyta; Magnoliopsida; Rosales; Moraceae. The record is from RefSeq and is a predicted model, not a curated record. Bases 1 to 291 code for a protein of 96 amino acids. The transcript is spliced from 2 exons.
AUGGAAGUGAUCAGAUCGUCUCCCGCGCGGACCACCGCAACAGCCGUGAGGAGCACGGGGCGACAGGACACGUCAUCAACGUAUCGGAUGAAGAAGGACUGCCUGUCUUUCCUUGUCUCGUUGAAGGAGGGAUUUCAGUAUGUCAAGGCCUCCAUUUUUGGUCAGGCUAAGAAGUUGACCGCGAGAAACGAGAGGGAAGCGACUCAAGCCGACCUCAAGGCUGAGAAGAUGCAGGUUGACGCUGCUAAUGCUGCUGAGGACGCCAAAGCCAGGAUUCAAAAGUCUGCCUAG